Messenger RNA from Scleropages formosus (Asian bonytongue), 3724 nucleotides. It is a transcript of the gene usp37, whose product is annotated as ubiquitin specific peptidase 37. Lineage: Eukaryota; Metazoa; Chordata; Actinopteri; Osteoglossiformes; Osteoglossidae. Gene Ontology annotation, biological process: G1/S transition of mitotic cell cycle; protein deubiquitination. The record is from RefSeq and is a predicted model, not a curated record. The transcript is spliced from 24 exons. Gene Ontology annotation, molecular function: cysteine-type deubiquitinase activity. Gene Ontology annotation, cellular component: nucleus; cytosol. The coding region runs from base 596 to 3421 and encodes 941 amino acids.
CAAUUUAGGUAUUUAAAAAUAAACCGUUGAAUAAUCAUAAGUUGUGUAUUGUGUGUAAACGGACCACAGUGAGGCGUUGUUGUCACGGGAGACUUAAACUUUAAAGAAUAGUAUAGAUUAUAUAGGGUGGAGUUACACUUAUCGAAUCGAUUUUACAGUUUCAAGGAACUAGAACUGCAAAAUGACAGGAAAGCUCUUUAAAGUCGUCAAUAAGACAAUUUACUUAGUGUUUCAGAGGAACGAACGCACACCCGAUGCGUAUCUGCAGCGAGCUGAACACUGGCGCGCAGCCGACCUCUCGCGGGGAACGCUCUCGCGAGAGUACAUCCCGGCCAUGCUCUCGCGCCCCAUUUCCUCCGCGAGUUUUCCCGUUCCCGCCAUCAGCGCUGUCAACAACUCGGAGCCGUGGUCGGCGCGCGCUGGAAUCACGGACUCGCACACGAGCACGGGGGUCCCGCGAACGGAUCACGUAGGGAACCGGCGGUGGUUUGACGCAUCGGAGAGCGUCGCGUGCAGCUCGAGAGAAGGUAAAUUCCCUGACGACUGGGCAAUACAGUGGAACCCGAGGCCAAAAGCAUCCCCAGACUGAGGACCCAUGGCUAGCGCAGUACUCAAACUCUCCACCGGCGGCGCUGUCCGUAUCCGCAUCUGCAGCCUGGAGCAAGGGACCACUAGAUGGAGAGAGGGCAACUUUGAGAUCCACGAGAAGGACAGCAAAGUCAGCCUGUGUCUCAAAUUCAGCAGUGGCGGCGCCCCGAAAAUCUUCCAGCUAAACCAAAAUGUGAAGAAUGUGGUGUUGGGUCCUAUGCAGAAUCAGAUCCGAAUUGUGGUGUCAUUGAAAGACUCCAGCGUCGUCACCUUUGAUAAAGUGCCUGUUACGUUGGCCCAGAAAAUGAAGGAGUACCUGGAGAAGCUAAAGCAGGGCAAAUCUGCAGUUUUGAAGACAACCCAGGCAAGUGCAAGUUUUAGUGGCGUACUUGGCAACCGAUCCAUCAAGAAUGACUCUAGCCAACACAUCCCGUCUGUGGAGAGACAGACUGCAUCAAGGAGAGCAAGCUUGGAAAACCGAGAGGAAAAUACCCCUCGCAAGCCGCUGGGUAGUCCCAGCAGAGUCAUGGCCACACCCAUCCGUGGUGGGCUCUCUGAGAACAGGAGUGAGAAGAGGAAGAGGCUGAUGACCCCUGAGAGCGACAUGAACGAGGACUAUCCCAAGGAGAAUGACUCGUCCAGCAAUAACAAGGCCACCUCGGACCCUUCCAGGAAGUUUCUCCUCAGCUGCAAGGAGAAGCUGAAGCAGUCAGAGGAGAUUAGGAGCUCAGGUCCAGCACCACUUCAGCCUUCAUCUUUUUACAGCAGCAGAUCUAAAGACUUCUCACAGAGCCAUUCUUUCCUGGACAGGCCAACCAGUGCUGGCCAGUCUCCCUCUUCCAAGAGGAGCUUACUAUUCCCCAGUCACUCAACUCCCUUUAAGAAAGUGCGACCCAGUCAAGACUACAGCGGAUGGAAUAAGCCAAGGGCAACCAUUCUUGCUCAGCCACAACCUCCGCUGCAAGGAUUUUCCAACUUGGGAAACACCUGCUACAUGAAUGCUAUUCUCCAGUCGCUCUUUAGCCUACAGUCUUUCUCCAAUGAUCUGCUGAAGCAAGGGAUCCCAUGGAAGAAGGUCCCUUCGAAUGCCCUGCUAAGGCGUUUUGCCCAUCUGCUCGCAAAGAAGGACAUUUGCAGCCCAGAGCUGAAGAAGGACCUCUUGAGGAGGGUGAAGAGUUCAAUCUCCUCCACUGCAGAGCGCUUUUCAGGGUACAUGCAAAAUGAUGCUCAUGAGUUCCUGAGCCAGUGCCUGGAUCAGCUGAAAGAAGAUUUUGAAAAGAUGAACAAGAGCUGGAAGAAUGAGCCCCACUCAUGGGAGGAGUCUCAGGGGGCACGGCCUGGAGAGGAGCCUGACACCUCUCGAGUAUACACAUGCCCCGUGGGUGCCAAUAUGGAGUUUGAAGUGCAGCACACUAUCACCUGUAAAGGUUGUGGAGAGGUGGUCACAAAGCGGGAACAAUUCAAUGAUUUGUCCAUCGAUCUGCCCAGGAGGAAGAAAACUCUACCUUUGCGAUCCAUACAGGACUCUUUGGACCUCUUCUUCAGGAUGGAGGAGAUUGAGUACUCGUGUGAGAAGUGCUGUGGGAAGUCUGCAACUGUGACACACAAGUUCAGUAAACUUCCCAGGGUGCUAAUCCUCCAUCUGAAGCGGUACAGUUACAAUGCCCAGCUGUCGUUGAACAGUAAGCUUGGCCAGCAGGUCCUAAUACCCAAAUACCUCACCCUGCAGUCUCACUGCACAGAGUCCACGCGGCCUCCACUUGGUCUCAGCUGGAACGCGCAAGCGGCAUUGUCUCGAACACUGAAAUCUUCUCAAUCUGUGAACAGCUCUUUGGUACAACUGCGGAAAGGUCCCCUGAAGUCAACCAGCUCCAUCAGUGUGCUUGUGGACUCUGACAGCGAGGAGGAGCUGACCAGAAAGGCUGCUAACCGCAGACGCAGACUAAGUGACUGUCUUAUGGAUGAUGAAAGAAGUGAGAAGGUGCCACGGACCACACAGGCAGAGCAGCUUGAAUACAAUGCCAUCAAUGAUGACGAGAUGCUGGCUGCUGUGCUAGAGAUGAGCCGCCAGGACGCAACACUCUCAGGAGCCCCCGAAGAUGAACCCACCAGCAGCCCAGACACAGGGUUUGGCGAUGUCGACGGUGCAGACCUGAGCAACCACAUGGAUCUUCUUGAUGCAGACAAACCCUCAUCAGAUGUAUUGGACUCCCUGGACUUGACUAAAGAUCUGGAUGAGAACAAAGAGAACCAGACUCCAGAUGGGCCACAGGGUGAGCUGGACUGGGCACAACAGUAUAGCUUGGACCAGGAGCGGGAAGAGCAGGAGCUCCAGCAAGCACUAGCCCAGAGCCUGCAGGAGCAUGAAGCUCGUGAAUUGAAAGAAGAUGAUGAUCUGAAGAGAGCUACAGAGCUUAGCCUUCAAGAGUUCAACAACUCUUUGCCUGAGCUUCUCUGCUCCGAUGAGGACUCUGGGAAUGAAGAUGUCUUUGACAUGGAGUAUAGCGAAUCUGAAGCUGAGGACCUGAAGAGAAACGCUGAGACUGGAGAGCUUGCCAACUCAUUCAGACUCAUCAGUGUGGUCAGUCACAUUGGUAGCAGCUCAUCAUCUGGUCAUUACAUCAGCGAUGUCUACGACAUGAAGAAGCAGUCCUGGUUGACCUACAACGACCUUGAUGUUUCACGCACGCAGGAGUCCACAGUACAGCGUGACAGGGACAGAAGCGGGUACAUCUUCUUUUAUAUGCACAAGGAUGUGUUUGAGGAGCUCUCGGAGCUGGAGAAAAGUGGGGGGAACAGCGAAGCUGGAAGGACAGUCCUGCAGCCUCUUUGAAGGAACCAACCAUAAAUAUGGCAACACCUCCUGUGCCCAAAGGGGCCUGGGCCUCACCAUGAGGAGAUGUGUAAGACCCAGGGUAAAAGUGAGAACUUCCCAGUACUACUGAUCACUGUUCACCUUCCCUCACUCCAAGCACUUUUUUUUCCCCUCAAUAAAACCUUUAAUAUGUUUUGUUAUUGCAGCAGGUUGACCUGCAAGAUUCAUUCUUUUAAACCCAAAAUGCACACCCAUGUCUGUGAAGACUUUUUUUUUUUUUUUUUUUUUUUUCCCUCCCCCCCCCUCUUUUUUUUUUUGUAA